Messenger RNA from Rana temporaria (common frog), 4140 nucleotides. RefSeq names its product CD109 antigen-like. Gene Ontology annotation, cellular component: extracellular region. Bases 1 to 4083 code for a protein of 1360 amino acids. Gene Ontology annotation, molecular function: endopeptidase inhibitor activity. The record is from RefSeq and is a predicted model, not a curated record. The transcript is spliced from 32 exons. Lineage: Eukaryota; Metazoa; Chordata; Amphibia; Anura; Ranidae.
AUGUGCAACCUAAGGCCUCAGAUCUUGAGGCACAUUGUCCUUCUGUCACUGUAUCUACUCACCUGUAGUGCACGAACAUCGUAUUACAUUACUGCACCUCAGUAUGUUAUUCCUGGUGUGAAUACAACCCUUGCUGUUCACGUCUUUGGAGAGCAGUACUCUGAUAUAAAUGUCACUGCAGGAAUUGCGGCUGGUUUUAAUGUUCUUGUCCAAGCAUACAAGAUUAUCAGUAAUGUGGAAUUGCAGGAUAUUUUGGAUGACUACUUUUAUAAGAUUAAGCUUGCAGGUAUUCCAGCAAAUUCUUCUACUUCCGAUAAUUAUCUACUGCUUGUGAAUGGAUGUGUCAAGAGUACUUUAGUAUUUACCGAACAAAAACAAAUAGGGAUUCUAACAAAGAAGAUGUCCAUGUUUAUACAAACUGACAAAGACGUUUACAGUCCUGGAGAAACUGUCCAUAUUAGAGUGAUUUCUGUAAGUCGUGACUUGAAGCCAUACAAUGGAGAUGUGGACCUUGAGAUGAAGAGCAAUGUGUUCUCUACUUCAUUCUUUGUCAAAGAUUAUGGCUUACCAAAAUUUAUUGUAACACUGGAUGCUCCACAAUUUUAUGUUGUUUCAAAGAUGCUCAACCUGACUGGUACUGUUACAGCAAAGUAUUACUCUAGUAAACCACUAAAAGGAAAUGUAACAGUAACAGUGAAGCCUUCGUAUGGUCAAGAUGUAAGUGAAGUUAAGGAAACAUAUCAGAUCUCAGGAUCUUUAAGCUUCAGUUUUCCAUACACAGAAAUAGAAAAGGCUGUAUAUCUGCAAGGAAUAAAUUUAACAGCUUCAGUUACAGAUCAAGUCUCAGGCAUUGUAGUAGAAACAUCAUCCUUUAUAUGGGUAACAAAUUUUGAGUAUGAAAUUAACUUCAUUGACCAAAAUCCAGCAUUCAUGCCAGGCGGAAAUUUCACAGCUAAGGUUCAAAUACAACGGAUUGACAAAAAUUUGUUAACUGAACAAGAAAGGCAGAAAUUGGUAACAGUUAACAUAACAUCUGAUACAGAGACAGUUCAAAAGCUAUAUGUAAUCCCAGAAAAUGGAAUUAUCACCGUGCAGUUUCCAGUUUACUUAUCAGUACGUGGAAUAAAUGUCAUAUAUAUUACGGCUCAGUACCAGAAUACAAAUUCAAGUUACACCACCACUGAUGUAUUUUCAUACAAUCCUCUUGUUCGACUUCAAACACCAGAUUCAACAUUAAAGGUUGGAAUACCAUUUGAAGUACAAGUUGAUGUCCAGGUGAAAGUACAGCAUAUUUAUUACACAGUUGUAUCCAAAGGAUUGGUAGUGGUGGCUGGUAAAAACAGGACAACCUUUAGCCUCACACCAGAAAACUCUUGGGCUCCCACUGCUGAACUGUUGGUGUAUUUGAUUAGUUUUGGAAAGGACAAUAAUAAAAUCAUGCAGAUUUCGAAAACACUCAAUAUCAAGGGGACAUUAAAUCAAAAGAUGGGUUUAUCUUGGAGUAAAGGCACAGCUAAACCAUUGGAACAGGUAUCAUUGAUUGCCAAUGUGGAAGAUUCUCUCUCUUUGGUGGGACUGUGCAUUGCUGACAAAAGUUCCACAAUUAUCAAAAGACAAAAUGACUUAACAAGUAGAGUUUAUCAGGAGCUAAAUUCAUAUAAUAUGGGUGCUCCAUUUGGUUUGACUAAUGCUGAUGUGUAUAGACCAAGACCAUCCUUUUCAGCUCCUCGUGUUGCAAGGAGGACUGAGAUGACUCCAAGACAAGAUGAAUCUGUAUUUCCAAUCAUUUGGAUUUGGCUGGAGACCAAUAUAAGCUCAAGCUUACAAUCUAUCUUUCCACUAACUGUACCUGACGUGAAUACUACUUGGGUGGCCACUGCUUUUGUUAUUUCUGAAAAUCUUGGACUGGGAGUAGCAGAGGAACCUGCUGAGAUAUCAGUAUUAAAACCUUUUGUGGUUUCCUUGAAUAUGCCCUAUUCUGUCAUAAGAGGGGAACAGUUUAUUCUGGAGGUUACCUUGAAAAAUGAUUUAAUUGAAGACUUACAGGUUCUGGUCACUUUGGAAAAUGACAUCACCUUCAAUAUAAUUGCACCUUAUAAUAAUAAUUCUUCACCUACGGUAGCAGGCCAACACAAAGUAAUAGUUCCCAGAGAAGAGGUAACAACUGUUCUGUUUCCAAUAGAGCCAAAGGAACUUGGUAACAUCACCUUCACAGUUAAAGCAGAAUCAAAAACAGCCACGGAUGUUUUAACCCAGAGUAUUUUAGUUAAGGCUGAAGGAAUGAAGUUCUUUUAUACACAGACAGAACUGUUUGACCUCUCAGCUUCUGAAAAUAUAACUCAAACAGUAUCAAAGUCCUUCUCAUUCAGUUUACCGGGUGAUGUGGUACAAGGCAGUGAGGAAGCAUUUGUUACAGUGGUUGGGGAUCCUCUUGUGCCUGCAAUUAAUGGUCUUGAGUCACUUAUCCAACUGCCAUAUGGAUGUGGAGAGCAAAACAUGAUCCACUUUGCACCAAAUAUAUAUAUUCUACAAUAUUUAAUUGCAUCUAAAAAGAUAACUGAAGAUAUCAGAGCAAGAUCUGUAGACUUCAUGCACACAGGUUACCAAAAGGAAUUAACAUAUAAGCGAUCUGAUGGUUCCUUCAGUGCUUUUGGAAAUGCUGACUCCUCUGGAAGCACAUGGCUUUCUGCUUUUGUGUUUAGAUGCUUCCUUCAGGCUAAGAAAUUUAUGUACAUAAGUCCCUCAGUCUUAGAUGACAUAGCACUGUGGUUUGUUCAGUACCAGAAUAUGACCACUGGUGUAUUUAUUGAGCCUGGGGAGGUGAUAGACAAGAAACUUCAAGGAGGAGUGGACAGUCCAGUCACACUAACUGCCUACAUACUGAUCUCACUUUUGGAGGAUAAUAAAUACAGGCAACUCUACGACAUGAACAUUCAGAAAGCUGUUCAAUAUAUUGAAAAUAAAUUUGAUGAAGGAAUUCCCACUACCUAUACCUUGUCAGUUGUUGCCUAUGCCUUAACACUGGCUAACAGCACCAAAGCAGAGGCUGCCCUGACCAAGCUCAAUUCAAUGGCGAUCACUUCAGGAGAGUUGAAGUUCUGGUCUUCUUCGCCAUCUGCAACAACCAAUUACUACUGGAAGCCAAGAACAACAGAUAUUGAAUCUACAGCUUAUGCCUUGCUUUCCUUUAUUGAACAGAGGAGGUUUUCAGAUGCUCUUCCUGUGCUAAAAUGGCUGACCCAACAAAUGAGCUCUCUUGGGGGCUUUGAGUCAACUCAGGAUACAAUUGUGGCCCUGCAGGCUCUGUGCAAGGCUUUGGAGCUAUUUUCCCCUAAGGAUACAUCGCUUACUGUGUCUAUUUCUGGUUCAACUGUGAAAAUUCCAAAACGAUUUUAUAUCACCAAUGACAAUUUACUUUUACUACACAGACAGCAGAUUAAAGCCUCCAGGUCUUUGUCAGUCAAUGCCACUGCUGUUGGAAGAGGAGUAGCUAUUGUACAGUUUAAUGUACUGUAUAACAGGAAGACAUUAUCAAGGCGCAGAAGAAACACCCCAGUGACAGAAGCGUUCACAUUAGAUGUAAAUGUGGAAGAAAAUACAAACAGCAUUAAUGUACUCUCUGUGGACAUAUGUACAAGCUACAAGGGAAUGGGAAACGAGAGUGGUAUGGCACUUCUAGAUGUUGGGUUCCUGAGUGGAUUCACAUUGAAGACUGAAGAUUUUACCAGACCAACAUCUCUGAAACUGGUGGAACCAAAAAAAGACAGAGUUUAUCUGUAUUUUGAUUCAUUGACCAAUGAUAAGCUUUGUUUAUCAAUCCCAAUGGUUCGUUUUGCCAUGGUAGCUGGUUCUGAAGAUGCUGUUAUCAAAGUCUAUGACUAUUACAGCCCAGAAAUGACAGCAACAAGAACAUACAAUUCCCUAACCAUGAGUCAAAUCUCAUCAUGUGACUACUGUGGAUCAAACUGCAAUCUGUGCAGAUCGAAUGUUCCAGUGAUUAUGAAACCUCUGACAAGUAAUGCUUACAGACCUGCAAUGUCCAUUCUUUGGCUCUAUGUGAUUCUUCUGUGCCAAGUUCUGUAAAUAUCACCAAUGAAACACUGACACUUCAUUAUUGACCAGAAACGUCAUUAGCUGGGU